Aaosphaeria arxii CBS 175.79 is the source of this 1216-nucleotide messenger RNA. RefSeq lists its product as uncharacterized. The coding region runs from base 1 to 1095 and encodes 364 amino acids. NCBI's taxonomy places the organism in Eukaryota, Fungi, Ascomycota, Dothideomycetes, Pleosporales. The transcript has a single exon. The record is from RefSeq and is a predicted model, not a curated record.
AUGUCGGCUAUGAUUGAGUUUCCACCAUCGGCGAAGCCUUUACCCACAAACCUCACCUCCCCGCCAUAUGUGAUAUUUGGUAUCCUCAAUGAAGAUGUAUCUUCCAGGUUGCCUGAAGAUAUCCCGUUGGCUCUAGUACUUCACUAUGCACCCAAACUCGAAAAAUGGAUCCUCCCACCUCGACCGCACGCCGAACUCCCGUACAAAAUAGCUUGCGCUGCAAUUCUGAAACCGCGUAUCGGAAUCAACAUCACAGAACCGAUCAGCAUCCGAGCGCUGAGCUACCUCGUAAACCGAAUGCUCGAAAAGGUCGGCCUAUUUCGCCAGAUUGAUGCAUAUAGCAUACGCCCUCACCUUCUCAUGGGUUGCGAAAUCUUCCACGCCUGGAACACACUGGAGCUUCCGUCGCCAGGUAUAGAGCCUCUUAUUUCCCAUAUGCUUGGGCGUCUUAUGCUGGGGUCUGCGGUCGAUCUGCUCGAGUGCCAGACAAUCUGGCAUAUAUUUCCAUCUAAUUCACCAGUCAUUCGCGAGCUGGUUCAGAAUUAUCAGCGAGGCCACGAUGAGUUUGCGUAUGGGAUGAGUGAAUAUGGGAGGAUACAUAAAUGGAUAAGUCUAGAUCCAGAUCGAAUGAAGGCUUUCGGUGUGGUGCAUCAAAACACACGGGUGGUGCUCCACAGACCGUUGGAAGGAUCCUCAGUCAUGGCAGAUGGGAAACUCGUGGGAUUAGGUGCAACAGGUUCGAUGGAAAAGCGAACAGUCGGUGAGAUCCUGGAACGCAAUAAGACGCUAAAAGUCACGAUGGGGGAAAGGAAGGAGCGUCAUAGGCGUGAUUCGGUUUCUCUACAGUCAAGGCUUAGUCGACUGAGGACUGCAAACUCACGUCUGUUAGGAGAUCAAGAUCAUAUCAAUCCCUAUAGCUCGAAAGAAGUCAGAUCCUGCGGAUCGUCAAGUGCGGGGAGCUCUCAGUCCAUUGAUGCCGAACGUAAACGUCUGUUGACGAGAAGCUCAUAUGGAAGUGAACGCAUAUCGAAAGCUGUCGAUGCUGUUGACUUAUCGGAAGCUUUGAAGAGAUUCAAAAUGAGCGAAGACCAGUAGAAAUGUACAUUAUUAUACCAUGGAGCGAGAAUCCUCACUUGAUUGGUGCUAAGAUCUCAGUGCCAUCUGUUCACAUGGCUUUUUGCUUAAACGCCAUUCUUUGAUCUCUGUUGAUCGCAAC